AUGCCCCACACAAUCAUCCUCGGUAGUGGCGUUAUUGGCCUCUCGACGGCUUUCUACCUCCGUCAGCAUCAGCCAGGCACCACAAUUCAUCUCGUUGACUCUGCCCAGGAGCUUUUUUCAUCCGCUUCUGGUUAUGCCGGAGGAUUUUUGGCUAAAGAUUGGUUUCGCCCUGAUUUAGUACCGUUGGCCGAGCUAAGCUUUGAAGAGCACAGAAAGUUGGCCCAGGAGGAGAAUGGCAGAGAGAGAUGGGCAUAUGCGAAGAGCGUGACGGUGAGCUAUGAGCCUAAUGGGCCGUUAUUAGGCGGAAAACGGGGAGAAGACUGGCUAUUGGAAGGGACCAGUAGAGCUGGGCUCGUGGAGGCGAGGAGGGAGCACAAAGAAGGCGAGGUGCCGGAUUGGUUGAGGAGAGUUGAUGGCGACUCUGUGAAUGUGAUUGACGAUGGGAGUGGGACGGCGAUUGUAGAUCCCCUAUUAUUUUGCCAGUUUUUGCUGGAAAAAGUCAAGGCUGCGGGUGUUCAUAUUCAUAAUCCUGCUGAGGCGUUGCGCUUGGAAACUGAUGACAAUGGCAAACUCUCUGGCGUUGUCAUUAAGAACACAGAGACAUUGGAAGAAACGGUUAUACCAGCUACUAAAGUUCUAUUGGCAGCGGGAAGUUGGACGCCUAACGUUUUUAAGACGUUGUUCAAGGAUCGCUUCUCCGUCGAUAUUCCCAUCGGAGGUCUAGGUGGACACUCCCUCGUUUUGAAGGCCCCCAGUGAAGUGACGAUAUGCCAUUCCGUCUACACGACAAUGGGUGCGCACUCACCAGAGAUAUACUCUCGGCCCAACGGGGAGAUUUACGUUGCUGGAGUGAAUAGCCCUGGACUUGCUCUUCCUGGACCUACUCUCAAGGCGGCAACUAUGAGCGAGCCUCUUGAAAAGCUGAAGAAUAUUGCACGCCGUCUGAUUGUGACUCCUAAAGGAGAAGAUUUGGUGAUCGUGCGAGAAGGACUGUGUUUUAGACCAGUUACGAAUAGGGGAACGCCGUAUGUUUCGAGAUUGACGGAUGAGAAGCUUGGAGAGGAUACCAAUUUGAGGGAGGGAGAAGAGGGGGGUGUUUUUAUUGCGGCGGGACAUGGACCGUGGGGUAUUAGCCUGAGCUUGGGGACUGGAAAGGUAGUUGCUGAAAUGCUGUCUGGAAAACCAUUGAGCGUUGAUAUCUCUAGUCUGGGAUUCUGA
Molecule: messenger RNA, 1218 nt
Organism: Trichoderma asperellum CBS 433.97
Lineage: Eukaryota; Fungi; Ascomycota; Sordariomycetes; Hypocreales; Hypocreaceae
Biological process (GO): retrograde transport, endosome to Golgi
Cellular component (GO): cytoplasm; late endosome
Molecular function (GO): oxidoreductase activity
Source: RefSeq, a predicted model, not a curated record